Messenger RNA from Salvelinus sp. IW2-2015, 569 nucleotides. The record is from RefSeq and is a predicted model, not a curated record. Lineage: Eukaryota; Metazoa; Chordata; Actinopteri; Salmoniformes; Salmonidae.
AGGCUAAUGCAUAUAGUGCGGAUUUCAUUUUAAAGCUCAAAUGAUACAUUUAUAUUGGUAAAUGUAUGUAUUGAAUUUGAAUACAUGAUGUAUUGAAUAUGGACUGAAUUGUGGUUUUGUACUGCCUGGCAUGCCUUAUGUAUUGAAUAUGGACUGAACUGUGGUUUUGUACUGCCUGGCUUGCCGUAUGCAAAAAGGGGCGGGACAAGAAAAAGGUCACGAAAGUGGUGCAUGCUGGGAGAACACGUGGGUAGCGGUACAAUUUCUUCCGAAAAGUUGUUUUUAUACUCCUCUGACGACUUAGUCAUCAUGGCUUCCGAAAAGGGCCAAAUUGGCGAUGACCGCUUCCAAAAAGUGAAAAGGGACCCACGCUUCUGGGAAAUGCCAGAGAAAGAGCACAAAAUCAAGAUUGACAAGCGCUUCCAGUCGAUGUUCCACGACGAUCGCUUCAAGCUCAAGUACACGGUCAACGAUAUGACUGAAGGAAACAACUGAACAGUUGGUGAAGGAGAAGCUAGAAGGAAAGGACAAGCUGACACCCUGGGAAGAGUUCAUUGAGAAGAAGAAGG